AAUCUACCUAGAUUUCUUCGUAUCGAACUCCUAGAAAUAGCCGAAGGUCUUAUCAUCCAUGAGCUCAAGCCAGAACUAUGCGCACAACAGAAGCACGUUAUCGUUACCUUGGCCUUAAUUAUUAUUAUUACUGCAUUUUCCCUUUACUUAUGUCUCAUAUUCUCAUUAUUUUAUUCAUAAGUACCCAUCAUAUCACUUUAUUUAUUUUUUUACACCUCUGUGACCUUUAAUUAUUGUAACAAAAACAUUUUAGUAAUCUUACUACAUUCACGUUAUAAUUUGUUACUAACUUACUAAGUCUAUUGUUAUUAUUCGUAUUACGCAAUCUAGUAUUAUAAUCUUUCUAUUACGUCAUCUUGGUUAUUUGUGUUCACAUUUCCUCACGGAGCUAGUACUUUACCAAAAAAUUUCUAUAUGUAUAUACGAUUGUACAGCUUUGAUAAUAAAUUCGUUGAAAAAAGAUCCCUGCUCUGAAUUUUAUUUUUUUUAUUUUUAAAUGGGAAUUAUCUGUCACUUAAUCGCUUGUUAUGAGUCUCCUAGCCAUCUUAGUUGGCACAUCUUUACAACUACAUUUAUAGACCUGAUUUCUCCGCCGAAGAGGUUACACACCAACCCAAAUUACCUCAUGCGUAAGGGCAUUGUUACGAUUAUAUGCAUGGUCAAAUGCCUGUAAUUCGCACGGCUCUUGCGCUUUAAAUUGCUGUUUCACAACCAUAUAAAUCACCAAAUGUUUCCUGAAUUACGGUGCAUUCAUGUUAAACAGUGUUCCGAAUAUAUCUUAGUUUCAAGCCAAACAAUUAUUGGAUAAGUUACGUUAUCCUACGAUAAAUAUUAUAGCAUGUUUACAUAAUGUUAGGGCAACUGUCCCCAAUUUGUCGUACUUAUUUUUCUCAUAGGUUUGUUUUGGUGCAUGUGUUUGCCCAUUCUUGUUCUUCAAUGUAAUUCGUUCUCGAUGGCUUCAACUACUGACCGUUUGUCUACGAUGGAUUGGUUUUAUUUUGAUGUUGAGUUUUUCGAUUGAAAGAGCUAUUAUUCUGCACAAAAACUUUACAAUUGCAACGUUUCACCAUAAUGUUAGUAUGUAUUGGAAUCCUUCAAUCUAUUCAUUACUUAUAAAAUCUGAACCAGUUCCAAAACCACCAGCCUUUCAACCUCAAAAUAUACCAAGUUUAUUCGGAGUUUGUGUGUACGUAUUUAUGUGUCAUCAUUCUAUUCCUGGCAUUGUAACUCCUGUUAGAGAUAAGAGUAAAAUACUAUGUAGAAUAUUUAUACCUGUCUUCAUUACAGUUCUAUCGUUUAACCUCUUAUUAUCUACUACAGCUAUCAUUGCAUUUAACCAUAUUGAAGAUAUUUACACAUUGAAUUUUCUACCGAACAAUGAAUUUAUCGACAUAUCACAAAUUCCUUAUACAUUAGCUUUGAUAAUAGGUUAUUUUUUAUGUUUAUUUCCUGUGUUUGCGUUGACUUCAUCUUUUCCAAUAGUUGGCACUAGUUUACUUGGGAACAUUUUUUCUUUAUGUAACUUCUUCUCUGCAUUCGGAAGUGACAAAGCUCAAAACAUUUUGAAGUACACAUUACCAUUUGUCGUACUACUGCCACCAUUAGGGAUUGCAUUAAUAACUACUAAUGUUGGAUAUUUAACUGGUUUUACCGGGGCAAUUUUUGGUUCAGGUAUACAGUAUAUAAUACCAGCGCUGUUAGUAUUUAAAGCACGUCGAUACUUAACACACUGUGUUCGUCUGAAAGAAUCUUAUCUUGAAACAACAACAGAUCUACAGCAAAGUGAUGAUACGACAUCGGCAACUGUUGGUGAACAAAUGAUACAACCAAAUUCCAGCAAUAAUAAUACGGAGAAUGAGAAUAUCAUGUAUGGUUCAACAAAUGACAUAACAACACCACGUUCUGUUUCAAUUAUAGGAAAAUGUUCCAACCAUCAUUUAUUGUCUAUUUCUAUGCAUGCAUCACCAUUUCAGAACUUUUUCUGGAUAAUAAUAGCUUUAAUUUGGGCUUUAUUUUGUACUAUCAUUGUCCUCAUUGACAAAAUACACCAUCUUUGAACGCAACGUUUCUUAGGAUUUCAUUUUUUCUGAAAAAUCUAAACAUGUUUUAUCCCUCUUUAUUAGGACCUCUUUGUUGAUUAUGGUUACUUCUACUGAAUCACAAUAGUGAUUUUAUAUUUUUAAUCAAUAC
Molecule: messenger RNA, 2190 nt
Organism: Schistosoma bovis
Lineage: Eukaryota; Metazoa; Platyhelminthes; Trematoda; Strigeidida; Schistosomatidae
Source: the annotation of a GenBank genome assembly